AAUUAGACAGAUUUGUACUUUGAAUUUAUUCGAAUAAAUAAGAUUUCGCUAAAGUGAGAUGGCGUUUGUUAGCAACAACCUGUACGUUUAUUGUGAUGCUUUUUCAUAAUUUUCCGCAACUUGAAUAAUAUUCCACUUUUUGACCAGUGCAGCUUUUGUACUGAUGUAUGCAAUAAAGAACUUCGCCACGCGCUGGUCCCCACUCAACAUCAAGAGCAGAAGCUGAAAACUAUCCUACAAAAAUUGGGCAGUUCCACUUUCCAAUUAACCAGCUAUCCUACGUGUGAUAAAUGCCACCAAGAGUUCACAAUCGUCCAUAAUAUUCCCGAGAGCUGCUUCCAAAUUUUGCCCACCGCCAAACCGGCUAACAUCAAGGUGGAGCCAGAGUUAAUGAUAGAUGACCACGAGCUAUCGGAUAAUAAUAACACUUUCGAGAUAGACUCAAUGGCGAACUUUACGCCAAGUGAACAGGAAACCAAAAUGCACAUCAAAGGAGAACAAGGAGAGGUAUUCUCCAUCAACAUAAUGGACGAAAGCGACGAUGAUAUAUCACUGAUUCCGGUUGCUAGAACAAAUACACAAAGAAAAAGCGAUCUGGGUGCUUUGCAGAAGAAAGUUAACUCACCUUCAGUCCGUCAUAAACAUGGGAAAGGCUUGACGGAUGAAGACCACGUGCAGUUACACUCGGGGAAGAAACCGCUCAAAUGUGAGAAGUGUGGAGAAAUAUUUAGAACAAAAUACAGAUUCAAACAGCACAUACGAAUUCAUACAGAUGAACGUCCCUUUUCUUGUCCACAUUGUUCAAAAGAGUUUAAAUGUCACACAUCGCUCAAAUAUCAUAUUCUUGCUCACACUGAUAAUCCUUCCUAUUCCUGCCCACAUUGUCCGAAAGCGUUUUGGAAUCCUUCAACGCUCAAAAUUCACAUUCGUACUCAUACAGAUGAACGUCCCUUUGCUUGUCCCCGCUGUUCGAGUGCGUUCAGGGAUCGUGGAAUGUUAAAGCGGCACAUUCGAAGUCAUACGGGUGAACGUCCCUAUUCGUGUCAACAUUGUCCCAAAGCAUUUACGAAUUCUGCAGGGUUAAUACAGCACACCCGAAUUCAUACGGGUGAACGCCCCCAUUCGUGUCCACAUUGUCCCAAAGCAUUUAUAAAUUCCUCACUGCUUCGAAGACACAUUCGAUCUCAUACGGGUGAACGUCCCUUUCCUUGUCCACAUUGUUCGAAAGCGUUUAUGGAUCCUGCAACGCUAAAGCGGCACACUCGACUUCAUACGGGACGUCCCUUUGCGUGUCCACUUUGUCCCAAAGCAUAUGCGCAUUCUUGGCCGCUUCAAAAGCACAUUCGAACUCAUACGGGUGAACGACCAUUUCCUUGUCCACAUUGCUCAAUCGCGUUUACGGAUACUUACACGCUAAAGCGGCACAUUCGAGUUCAUACGGGUGAACGGCCCUAUCCGUGUCCACAUUGUCCCAAAGCAUUCAAGAAUUCUUCGGGGCAAAGAAGACACAUAAAUACACACGGUAGUGAUACAAGCGGCUUGGAGCAGGAAUCGGAGGUGAUCGUGAAGGAAGAAAUAACUGCUGAUGCUGAAGAAUCCAUGUCGUCGCAAGCGAAUGAAAAAUAAACUGAGUGAAUUAGUGCAUAG
Toxorhynchites rutilus septentrionalis is the source of this 1647-nucleotide messenger RNA. Its product is annotated as zinc finger protein 501-like. Gene Ontology annotation, cellular component: nucleus. The transcript has 12 exons. Gene Ontology annotation, molecular function: RNA polymerase II cis-regulatory region sequence-specific DNA binding; DNA-binding transcription factor activity, RNA polymerase II-specific. The record is from RefSeq and is a predicted model, not a curated record. The coding region runs from base 391 to 1626 and encodes 411 amino acids. Gene Ontology annotation, biological process: regulation of transcription by RNA polymerase II; central nervous system development. NCBI's taxonomy places the organism in Eukaryota, Metazoa, Arthropoda, Insecta, Diptera, Culicidae.